Molecule: messenger RNA, 1472 nt
Organism: Acanthisitta chloris (rifleman)
Lineage: Eukaryota; Metazoa; Chordata; Aves; Passeriformes; Acanthisittidae
Gene: PRKRIP1
Product: PRKR interacting protein 1 (IL11 inducible)
Exons: 5
Biological process (GO): negative regulation of protein kinase activity
Cellular component (GO): nucleolus
Molecular function (GO): protein kinase inhibitor activity; double-stranded RNA binding; protein kinase binding
Source: RefSeq, a predicted model, not a curated record
GAAAAGACUGUACCAAUUCCUGAAAAACUGAAUGAAUGGGCACCACGACCUCCCCCGGAGUUCGUUAGAGAUGUCAUGGGUUCCAGCGCUGGAGCUGGGAGUGGGGAGUUCCAUGUGUACCGGCAUCUCCGUCGGAGAGAGUACCAGAGGCAGGAUUUCAUGGAUGCCAUGGCUGAGAAGCAAAGACUAGAUGAGGAAUUCCAGAAGAAACUGGAGAGGAAUAAGAUGGUUGCAGAAGAGCAAACAGCAAAACGCAGAAGGAAGCGCCAGAAGUUAAAAGAGAAGAAACUGCAAGCUAAGAAAAAUAAACUUGAACAAAAGAAGCAGGAAAAAGAACCUGAUCAAUCUCAAGAGCAAGGCAGCAGCGAGGAUGAUGAAGAGGAUAGCAAGGAGGAGGAAGAGAAGGAAGAUGAUGCUGAAGAGCCAAGUUUUGUGAUGGGAAGAGGAUGAGGCCUUUCAGGGACAGCUGGAAACACUGUUCAUUGCUUUAUAUUCAGGAGCAUGAAAGCCUUUCAUCUCAGCCAAGCAGAACCCAUUGGCGCACGUUACAUCUGCUUAACGAGGAAUGGCCUUCACGUCACAGGCCCAAGGGAGAAUGAUAGAGAAAUGCCAAAUAAGAGAUUUUUUUCUUAAUUGCUUGUAUAACUGCUGUGCAGUCUGCUCUAAGUUUGCUCUAAAGAGUCAGCCAUAAGUCUCUGAGACCCUAGAGUUCUUUCUAACCUGGCCCAGAGUGUUUUUCUGUCUGAAAGCUAAAACAUAACCAUUACCACUUAAAGGAAAUACUACUGUGAGGGCUACGUAUCCUACUUACGUCGAAGCUGGUAGCAGUGGGAUACAUGAAUCCAAGGGAGGAGUUUAACCUAAAGUAGAAAAGUGGUCUGUAGCCAGACUCUCCUGCACUGUGAGUGUUCUGAUUUUGGGGUUUUGUAUGGGGUCAUCUCUAACCCAAAGAAAUCAGUUUAUGUUGCUAGACAGGUUCUAUAGAUUUUUAAUCGGGAUCCCUUUUUUAUUGCUAAAACUUUUCCCUAUUGCUUUUCUUCCAUGUUUUUUAAAUUAAUAAAAGGGAUGUGUUGGAUUGUUCUGUCUUCUAUUUUUGUUUUUCGAAGAGGAUUUCAGUAAAAUAAAGAGAUGCUGCAGUGCUGCAGGAAGGGACAAAGAGAUCAAGUGACGUGGCACACAUGAAAAUGUGGAAAAGGUGUUGGUUGCAUGUCAUUUACUUUUUGCUUUUGGAUUGGAACAAUAUCUUUUCCCAAAGAUUAUGUCUGUAAAGCCUCUAAAUCCUGUGGCAGAAAGGCUUGCAAUGGAAUCAUUUUGCUUGUGUUCAGCUUCAUGCAAUGACACCUGCCUUUGUCUCUGCUUGAGCUCUCUGCUUUGCACUUCAGAUUCCCUGGUAGGAGUCAUAACAUCUCUCUAUAUAUAUUUACUUAUUGGUGCUUAAAUGAUAAGCAUAGGAAGUGGUGUUUUAUUUGUAA